Perca fluviatilis (European perch) is the source of this 632-nucleotide messenger RNA. Its product is annotated as ictacalcin-like. Lineage: Eukaryota; Metazoa; Chordata; Actinopteri; Perciformes; Percidae. Bases 98 to 358 code for a protein of 86 amino acids. The record is from RefSeq and is a predicted model, not a curated record. The transcript is spliced from 3 exons. Gene Ontology annotation, molecular function: calcium ion binding; transition metal ion binding.
CAACCUCUAUUUAAAUACAUUUGUGUCCGUGCUCUCUUCUCAAACCCCUCUCUUGCACCCUAUCUACCUACGCAAGUUCUCAUACAAAUUUGCCACCAUGUCACAGCUCAUGCAGGCAAUGGAUCUCCUCAGGGCUAUCUUCGACAAGUACGCUGGAAAAGAAGGAGACAAAGACACUUUGACCAAGAAAGAACUUGCUGAACUGCUCCGCAUAGAGUUUUCUGGGGCAGGACCACAAAGCAAAGUUGAAAUGGACAAAUUCUUCGGCAUGUUGGAUAAUGACGGUGAUGGCGUUGUUUCUUUCGAGGAGUAUGUCACUUUUGUAGCAGCCAUCACUGUGAUAAGCACUUCGAAAUAAGUAUUGGCCACAUUGCCUCAGAACUUCGGUGCCUUCUUCAAUUUGUCCCAAAUAAAAAAAACUGAGUAAUCCAACUUAUUACAGUCACAUCUAUAAAAUGUACAGUACAUGUCAUUAUCACAUGUUCAGAAAAGGAAAACUUGGUUAAACACAGAUAAAUCAAAGAUGGGUUAUUAUGUUGGCUUAAGGGACUUGAAAGAUGCUGACUUUGAGUGUGUUUUCACUGAUGUUAAUUACAUAAUUGGUGACUAAUAAAGAAACAAAAAUAAAUGUU